Molecule: messenger RNA, 441 nt
Organism: Microthlaspi erraticum
Lineage: Eukaryota; Viridiplantae; Streptophyta; Magnoliopsida; Brassicales; Brassicaceae
Source: the annotation of a GenBank genome assembly
AUGCUCAAAUUGAAACACAAACAUGCCUUGGAUGCAUUCAUGGGAUCUUACGAUCGAUUUACGCUUCUUCAUCGUCAAACAAUCCAGCUGAGGAAAGAUAUGGUCAAGGCAGAGAACGAAUUAGCAAAAGACGAGCAAGAUUCGUUGGACUGUGGUGCAGCUUCCCAUGAGGCGGAUAGAGAAAUGGCGGAAUGUGUGGAGCGUCUGAAAGAAACCUCUGCAAAGAUGGGAGAAAAAUGGGAAGUGCAGAUAGUGGAUACUACCGGGAAGUUGCGUCUGACCGGUUUACAAAAGUGUACGGCUGCCAUUCAUAUCCUGACAUAUGGCAAUACAGCUGAUGCAGUUGAUGGAUACCUCCAACUAGGAGCGAGCAUUGCGCUCACAUGCACAAAUUUGUCAAUGCAAUCAUCUCUUUUUACGAGGAGGAUGAUAUACCUCUAA